Messenger RNA from Xyrichtys novacula (pearly razorfish), 2596 nucleotides. NCBI's taxonomy places the organism in Eukaryota, Metazoa, Chordata, Actinopteri, Labriformes, Labridae. The record is from the annotation of a GenBank genome assembly.
AAAUACUUGUGAUUGUUGCCUGUGAGAUGAGACUAGGCUGGCUGGUUCCAUCAACCUCUGUCCUCUGUUAUUGUUUGUUAAAGUCGACUCAGAGGAUUCAGGGACGUUUUGAAUCACUAGAAAAUCCAGUUUUAAGUGAAUAAAAUCACUUCUACGAGGAAAUACCUGUAUUUUUCGAAGCACUUCUUCGUUUGGUAACAUUUCGAGGUAAGAUGUGGUUGAAGUUAACCAUGUUUGUGGCCUGUUAGCUGCUUGUUAUUUGGUUUCUUUUGACAUUUCCUCCCCAUAUUCACGUUUUUUAUUCCUACCAGGCGAUCGAAUAACUUGUAGGAUAAUUAUUGUUGAAAUUAUCAAGUUCGUAAAGCAUCUGUAGCGAGUUAAAGUCAAUAUGAAUCCACCCAUGUUUUUUUCUUAUUGAUGACACACCAUGAUGCUUUCUAUGAGUCAUAUACAUUACUGCGUGGACUGGAUAGGUCUUCGUUGUAAUUCUGUCAAAAGUGAUACAUAUUCAACUCUAGCUGAGUGGAUAACUCGUGUUUGGAGCUAUUAAAACCUUAACCCUGAUCUGAGGAUCAAGCAAAUAAAACAUAACCCAGGAGCAUCAUUAUUUAGCAUGAUAUGUUAUUGAAAAUAACCGGAAUACAGUACUGAUUAUAGAUUUAUUGUAGGAUCAUGAGCUGCUUUUCGAAAAUCAAGUUCUUUGUAAGUCUAUUUCCUUCAUGAAAAACAUAGUUGACAAUAUAAUAUGAUCCAAUACUUAAUACAGUGCCUGUGAGAACAAUUUACAGCCAUUCUAUGAUAAAUGAUACAAAAUAUAGUCAGAAAAUGAUCCAUAAAAUAUAAUACUAAAUCCGCCUAAAGAGUAAAGCACAAAACAAAUGUCUGAAGCCCCACAUGAAGAAUAAAAAUGGAGGUGACGUCUUAAUAGAGAGCUGUUUUAUUUUUCCAUAUUUGCUGCUGGCUAAAAUCAUUUCUCACCAUCACAUAGAUGGAAAAAUUAAGUCUUAAGAGUCUUUUUUUUCAAACAUUGAUCUUUUACAGACAGAUAUACUAACUCACAAGCUCCUCAAGUGUAAAUCACGAGUACAAAUCAUCAUAUUUUAGAGAGAAGCUCGAAAUUUCUCCUGAUGUAUCCACAUGUUUGUAUAGCGCAGAGCCUCCAAAUGUAACAGAAAUAUGUUGUGUUAAUUUUUUUGUGUGUCUGUGUCAUUUAGUGUCCCGUUAACAGCAGACAAAAUGGGGCGAAUCUUCUUGGAUCACAUUGGUGGGACUCGCCUCUUCUCCUGUGCCAACUGUGACACCAUCUUGACCAACCGGGCUGAACUCAUCUCAACACGCUUCACCGGCGCCACCGGCCGAGCUUUCCUGUUCAACAAGGUACCUGAAGGCAUCACCUCCCUCACCUGAAGCAAAGACAACAUUCUUGUUGUACUUGUCAGUUUAAUUCAUGGAACAGUGAAAAUAAUUGAUUGAUUAAGGAUUAUGGGAUAGAGUUUGGAUAUAAAAUGCAUUGAUUUAUCCUUUUUGAUAUUCAUCAUAACAAAGCUGCUUUCAAAACCCUAUUAAAUGACUUUUGAUUAUGGUGAUGUAUCAACAUUAAUGUGAAAAAUAAUUUGUAAAAUGCUUCAAGCUAAAAUGCCAAAGAAAGACAAAUAGACUUCUUGUCCUUUCACUAUUCAAAAAACAAAAUGUAUUCUACCUGCUACCUUAAACAACACUUAGAUUCAUUUACCGUGCAGUGGUAUUUGAUCCACAUCCAUCAGAAUUUGCAGGGAAAAAGCUUAAAAAAGUGAAAACUCCCCUAUCAGCUGUUUGUGACAUGUACAUGUCUGCUACUCUCCAGGUUGUAAAUCUGCAGCACAGUGAGGUGCAGGACAGGGUCAUGCUGACUGGGCGACACAUGGUGCGAGAUGUCAGCUGCAAGAACUGCAACAGCAAACUGGGCUGGAUGUAUGAGUUUGCCACAGAGGAGAGCCAGCGAUACAAGGAGGGCCGAGUCAUCCUGGAGAGGGCGCUGGUGAGGGAGAGCGAAGGCUUUGAGCACGUUCCCUCUGAAAACUCCUGAGCUUGCUUCUGUUCCUACUAACAUGCUCAGCCAGUGCAUAAUGCAGCUUUUUCUCCAGCAGCAGUGCAUGGACAGCGUGCCAUUGUGUGUGUAGAGCUACACCCAAAUACAAUCACAGGCUUGGUCUUUGCAGGAAGUUUCUUGAAUAUGUAAGAAAUUCUUCCAUGAUGGGUAAUAACAUCAUUGCUUCUCCACACAUAGUAAAAACACCUGCAGUUGCAAUAUGAGCCCAGCAAGCUGUGCUGAAGGAAUGUUGCUGUGGUGAGAGGGAAAGGAUUUACUCCUGCUGUUGUGCAAGAAGCUAAGAGAGAAAGAUGUUUCAUAGAGGUUUGAAUAGCAGUGAGGAAUUGUGACAGCAGAAGAGUUGAUCUGUAUCUCCAUUACUUUUCUGUUAAGAGUUUCUUUUAAGUGUUUUAUGUCAAGAAAGUGUUAGUACUUUUCUCAACAUAUCAUUGAACAAUGGUUUUGGAAAAAAUAAGAGAGACGUGUCUUUGUAUUUGGUCUCAAAUAAAUGAGUUCAAACAAUGUCUA